AUGUUUCGCUUAACAACCUAUCUUGUCGGCGCUGCGAGCCUAUACAUGGCCGCUGCUGCACAAAACUCGACCACCCCGCCAAGCGACGGUCCUCGCAACCCCAUGCUCCAAUUGAGCUCGGACGAGUCCUUUCACUUUGAGAUUCUCCGCACACUAUCGCUCUCCGUCGCCGAGGGCGCUGAUCUCGGCGAGGUUCUCGUUGCCGCCCAGCAGAUCAAGAGCUCCGACUUUGAGAGUUACUACCAAGCCUUUAACAGCCUCGCGGAGCACGUCGACAGGCAGGGCAGGGCGCUCAACGGCGACAAGUAUCCCGCGUCGUUCCGAGCGAUGCGCCUCAAGGCCGCCAGCUACUUUCGCGCGGCCGAUUUUUUCCUCCACGGCGACUGGGAGGAUCCCCGUAUCGAUAGCCUCUGGGAGAAGCAGACAAGGGCCUUUGACGAUGCGUUGCCUCUGAUGGCGAGCCCCGGCCGCCGCACGACUCUUGAAUCAAGGGACGGCAAGUUUAAGAUUCCUGCCAUCUUUUACAGUACCGGCAAGCCAGGUCGCCACCCGACUAUCCUAAUGUGCAACGGUUUCGACGGCUCUCAAGAGGAAAUGUUUCACAUCUUUGGCAGGGCUGCGCUCGAUCGCGGCUACAACGUCCUCACCUACGAAGGCCCUGGCCAGCCGACCGUCCGCCGCGAGCAGGACAUGGGCUUCAUUCCCGACUGGGAGCGUGUCGUCUCCCCCGUCGUCGAUUACGCCGUCUCCCUCGACGAGGUUGACCCCAAAGCCAUCGGCAGCAUCGGAUACUCUCUAGGCGGCUACCUCGCCUCCCGCGCUGCCGCGUUUGAGCCCCGCAUUGCUGCCGUCGGUGCCAUUGACGGUGUCUACGACUUUGGCGACGCCUUCAUCAGCCCGCUGCCUCCCAUCGUGAAGCAGUGGCUCACGGACGGCAAGCGGCAAGACGUCAACGAUGUCUUUGCGCAGGCGGUCGCCGACCCAAGCACCCCUACCGGCAUUCGCUGGGCUGUCCAGCAGGGCCGCUGGUCCUUCAAGGCCGACGACUUUUUUGACUUCUUCACCCUUGUGCAAAAGUACACCCUCGACGGCGUGGCGGACAAGAUUAAGCAGCCCCUCUUUGUCGGCGACGCGGAGCUGGACCAAUUCUUUCCCGGCCAGGCCCGGAAACUGGCCGAGGCCGCGACGAGCAGCUCGAAUAAAGUCUGCCACCGCUUCGAGGCCGCGAAUGGUGCGGGCGAGCACUGCUCCGUCGGCGCUGCCGUGUACCAAAACCAGAUUCUGUAUGACUGGUUCGAGGAUGUUUUCAACGGGAAAAGCUAA
Messenger RNA from Beauveria bassiana ARSEF 2860, 1323 nucleotides. RefSeq names its product alpha/beta hydrolase, putative. The record is from RefSeq and is a predicted model, not a curated record. The transcript has a single exon. Bases 1 to 1323 code for a protein of 440 amino acids. Lineage: Eukaryota; Fungi; Ascomycota; Sordariomycetes; Hypocreales; Cordycipitaceae.